GCCGGUUGCAUGCCCAUUCCCUGAGUUGCAACUGCAUGUGGACCAUGUCGACUGCAAUUGCAUGUAUGCCACUAGACUCGCAACUGGGACUGUCGGCACCCAAAUGCAAUUCAUAUCCACCUCUGCAUUUUCAUAUGGGUUAUAGCUUGUCUUGUGGCCACCGCCGUCGAAGUGACGAAAUGGAUGCAUUUUUAUUUAUUUUUUACUUUUUGGGUGCCAAUUGCAUAUCCAUUCCCUGAGCUCAGGAAAGCCGGGGGUAGUUGCAUGUGUACACUAGGCAUGCAACUACAAGUGUCACCAUCCGACUGCAAUUGCAUGUCUUUUCAGCAUGGUUGUAUCUGGACUUUGUUUUGUUGGAGGGGCCGACGGGGAGUCUCACCAACGUCUUCUAACAUUCUGCGAGAAAUGUCUAGCCAUCACUAUUUUAAUUUAGAUAUAGGUAGAGAGAGAGAGGGGAGAGGGAGAGAGGACGAGAGAAGGUCACACACGGGGGCCCGUACCUCGAAGGUGUCUAUGACACAAGUCGCCGGCGUCGAGAUCCACGGCCACGCUGGUGCGACUUCAGGCUAACUCGCGCCCUGCAGAGCAGAUAAGGUACCUACCUGCCCAAGUAAAUCAAUCCCCACCGUUGUGUCUGCGCACCAAAAUGCAGCACCCCUACUCCAGUUUUCUCUCUAGGGUUCACCUAUGUGUGCCAAAAUUACCAUUCAUAGAGAGAUCCCAUAGCAAGAGACUAGUUUAAAUGUUAGAGUAACGACUGAGGUGCCAAUAAUUUUUUUGUUCUGCCUGUGUUUGUGUUUUUACUCGAGCGGAGCCCAAUUUCUGAUUGCUUCGAAAUGAAGGAUUCCCCUUUUUCUUGGGCAGUUUUUGAUGUGUCUAAUCGGAAAUGAAGUGGCCAAAAAAAUUUGAAGUAGCUUGUGAGCGGUUUUUGAAGUAGCCGCUGUCAGGUUCCAAGCACCUCUGUUUUUGUAAAACUGAUAAAAAGAGCUGAUUGUUUUCACCAACUGAACCCAACUCUAACCAAAGUGUGCGCGCACACAGAGCAACCUAACUUGUGCAUGGAAAUUUUUCAACGAGGCUCCUUUUCACUAAAAGAAGAAGCGGGGAACGGAAGGAUUUCUCGUCAUUUAGGUACAGAUGGGCCUUUUAGCUGUCUCUGUUCUGGGGUGUAGCUUUUUUUCUUUUGACAAAAAGACAAACAAACAAACAGCCCAAACAAAACAAAACAGAUAAAGAAAAGCCCAGAACUCAAGCCCAUAACAGAGGAAAUUAGAACCCACUAACCAGGGAGGCAGAAUAGCCCAAGUCAGCUCUAGGUGAGAUCAUUCGACUGAGAGUCGACCGAGUCCUAGACACACCCAUCACAGAAUGUGACGGUACUUGAAAGCCCUAUUUUUUAGGAUCGGUGUUUGAAUUUUGAAAGCCCUAACCCUAAAUGUUGUGGGGUCCAACUAAAAAAAAGUUGUGGUUUUUUACUCUGCUCACUCCAAAAUAUGCCGUCUCGUCUCUUGGAAAUCUGCAGCCACCGGAAUACAAGUUUCAGAUCGCGUGCCGCCCGUCACAAGACUCUGCCAGGUAGUUCAGUACAAUCAGCGAACCUAUCUCGAUUUCAAAAACACAAACUUGGAUGGUGUAGAUUUAAAAGAGGGUUGGUUACUGUUAGUAUCUCACCGCGAAUACCGACCGUGUCAUCUGGCAUGGUAUUAGGAGAGACGGUUCUUCCGAGGCUCCCGCACAUGGAAUCUAGUACGCGGCGGCGUCCGGCCAUGGGAGACACGGUGGUGCUGAACCCCGGGCUCGGCGUGGGCCACCUGGUGCCCAUGGUGGAGCUGGCCAAGAUCUUCCUGCGAGGCGGCCUCGCCGUCACCGUCAUCGUCAACGUCCCGCCGGGCAAGGCCACCGACACCUCGGCCGCCGUCGCGCGCGCCGCCGCGGCCAACCCGUCCGUCCGCUUCCACGUGCUGCCCACGCCGCCGGACGCCGACGCAGACGGCACGGUGGCCCCGGACGCCGCGGAGGCGCCCAACCCCUUCGUCCUCCUGCGCCGCAUGAACGCGCCGCUCCGCGACUACCUCCGCUCGGUGCUGCCCUCCGUGCGCGCCCUCGUCCUCGACAUGCUCUGCUUCUGCGCGGACGCCGUCGACGUCGCCGCCGAGCUCGGCGUGCCGGUCUACGUCUUCUACACCGGCAGCGCCAGCAGCCUCGCCGUCAACCUCUACCUCCCGCGCAUGCAGGCCCAGAUCGGCGACGCCAGCCUCGGCGAGAUCGGCGACGCGCCGCUCUCCUUCCCCGGGAACCGCCCCUUCAAGCCCACCGACCUCCCCGGGCUCGCGCUCGACCGCCACAACGAGGUGUACAAGAGCUUCCUGCACGCGUUCGAGCGGAUUCCGGAGUCCCGGGGCAUCGUCAUCAACACGUUCGAGUGGCUGGAGGACAGGGCGCUGCGCGCGCUCAGGGACGGCGCGUGCGUCCCCGGCCGCGCCACGCCGCCGGUGUACUGCGUCGGGCCCAUGAUCUCAGCCGGCGGCGGUGGCGGUGAAGAGAAGAAGCACGAGUGCCUGGCGUGGCUGGACGCGCAGCCAGAGAAGAGCGUCGUGUUCCUCUGCUUCGGGAGCAUGGGCACCUUCCCCAAGACGCAGCUGGAGGAGAUCGCCGCCGGGCUGGAGCGGUCCGGGCAGAGGUUCCUGUGGGUGGUGCAGAGCCCGCGCAGCGCGGACGGCGGGCCGGACCUGCUCGCGGACGCUCUCGGCGAGCCGGACCUCGCCGCGCUGCUGCCGGAGGGGUUCCUGGAGCGGACCGGCGGCCGCGGCCUGGUCGUCAAGUCGUGGGCGCCGCAGGCGGACGUGCUGCACCACCGCGCGACGGGCGCCUUCGUGACGCACUGCGGGUGGAACUCGACGCUGGAGGCGAUCGUGGCGGGCCAGCCGCUCAUCUGCUGGCCGCUGUACGCGGAGCAGAGGCAGAACAAGGUGUUCGUGGUGGAGGAGAUGGGCGCCGGCGUGGAGAUGGCCGGGUACGACGGGGAGGUGGUGGCGGCGGCGGAGGUGGAGGCCAAGGUGCGGUGGGUGAUUGAGUCCAGGGGCGGGGAGGCGCUGCGGGAGCGAGCCAUGGCUGCCAAGGAGAAGGCACUCGAGGCGCUGGACGAAGGUGGAGCAUCCCGGACGGCGUUUGCUGAGUUUCUUAGAGAUCUUUAGAGCCUGAUAUAGAACUUCGAUUAGAUUAUCGUCGUGUUACAGUUUUGUCGAAUCAUAUCACGUGAAAUGAAAAAAACAUAACUUAGAUUA
This is a messenger RNA of Aegilops tauschii subsp. strangulata, 3284 nucleotides long. RefSeq names its product anthocyanidin 5,3-O-glucosyltransferase-like. The record is from RefSeq and is a predicted model, not a curated record. Lineage: Eukaryota; Viridiplantae; Streptophyta; Magnoliopsida; Poales; Poaceae. Gene Ontology annotation, molecular function: UDP-glucosyltransferase activity.